GAAGCCGCCGACGGCGCGGGCUGCCGGUCCCAGCGCGCAGGAGGCGCGCGGGCGGCGCUGGGGCCAUGGAGCCUGCUGACGCGGCACGCCUCGGCCCGGAGCGGGUGGUUCGGGCGCUGCCACCGCGGCUGCUGCUGCUGCCGCUGCUCCCGCUGCUGCUGGGUCGGGGGCUGCGCGCGGCGGCCUCGGCCUCCUCCUCUGGGGCGGCGGCCGAGGACAGCAGCGCCAUGGAGGAGCUCGCCACGGAGAAGGAGGCGGAGGAGAGCCACCGGCAGGACAGCGUGAGCCUGCUCACCUUCAUCCUGCUGCUCACGCUCACCAUCCUCACCAUCUGGCUCUUCAAGCACCGCCGGGUGCGCUUCCUGCACGAGACCGGGCUGGCCAUGAUCUACGGGCUCAUCGUCGGGGUGAUCCUGAGGUACGGCACCACUGCCACCAGUGGUCACGACAAGUCACUCAGCUGCACUCAGGAAGACAGGGCCUUCAGCACCUUAUUAGUGAAUGUCAGUGGGAAGUUCUUCGAAUACACCCUGAAAGGAGAAAUCAGCCCUGGCAAGGUCAACAGUGUAGAGCAGAACGACAUGCUGAGGAAGGUAACAUUUGAUCCAGAGGUCUUUUUCAACAUUCUGCUGCCUCCAAUUAUUUUCCAUGCUGGAUAUAGUUUAAAGAAGAGACACUUUUUCAGAAACCUUGGGUCUAUUCUGGCCUAUGCGUUCUUGGGGACUGCCGUUUCCUGCUUCAUUAUCGGAAAUCUCAUGUAUGGUGUGGUGAAGCUCAUGAAGAUUGUGGGGCAGCUCUCGGAUAAAUUUUACUACACGGAUUGUCUCUUUUUUGGAGCAGUUAUCUCUGCUACUGACCCAGUGACUGUACUGGCGAUAUUUAAUGAAUUGCAUGCAGAUGUGGACCUUUAUGCACUUCUGUUUGGAGAAAGUGUCCUAAAUGAUGCUGUUGCCAUUGUACUGUCCUCGUCUAUUGUUGCCUACCAGCCAGCGGGGCUGAACACUCACGCCUUUGAUGCUGCUGCCUUUUUUAAGUCAGUUGGCAUUUUUCUAGGUAUAUUUAGUGGCUCUUUUACCAUGGGAGCUGUGACUGGUGUUGUGACUGCUCUAGUGACCAAGUUUACCAAGCUGCACUGCUUCCCCCUGCUGGAGACGGCCCUCUUCUUCCUGAUGUCGUGGAGCACCUUCCUCUUGGCAGAAGCCUGUGGGUUUACCGGCGUUGUAGCUGUCCUUUUCUGUGGAAUCACACAAGCUCAUUACACCUACAACAAUCUGUCGGUGGAAUCAAGAAGUCGAACGAAGCAGCUCUUUGAGGUGUUACACUUCCUGGCAGAGAACUUCAUCUUCUCCUACAUGGGCCUGGCGCUGUUUACCUUCCAGAAGCACGUUUUCAGCCCCGUUUUCAUCAUUGGAGCUUUUGUUGCCAUCUUCCUGGGCAGAGCUGCACACAUCUACCCGCUCUCCUUCUUCCUCAACUUGGGCAGAAGGCACAAGAUUGGCUGGAAUUUUCAACACAUGAUGAUGUUUUCAGGCCUCAGGGGAGCGAUGGCAUUUGCACUGGCCAUCCGAGACACGGCAUCCUACGCUCGCCAGAUGAUGUUCACGACCACCCUCCUCAUUGUCUUCUUCACCGUCUGGAUCAUUGGUGGAGGCACGACGCCCAUGUUGUCAUGGCUUAAUAUAAGAGUUGGCGUCGAGGAGCCCUCCGAAGAGGACCAGAACGAACACCGCUGGCAGUACUUCAGAGUUGGUGUUGAUCCAGAUCAAGACCCACCACCCAACAAUGACAGCUUCCAAGUCUUACAAGGGGAUGGUCCAGAUACUGCCAGAGGAAACCGGACAAAGCAGGAGAGUGCAUGGCUAUUCAGGCUGUGGUACAGCUUUGACCACAAUUACUUGAAGCCCAUCCUCACACACAGUGGCCCCCCAUUAACCACCACUCUCCCAGCCUGGUGUGGCUUGCUCGCUCGAUGUCUCACCAGUCCCCAGGUGUAUGACAACCAAGAGCCGCUGAGAGAGGAAGACUCUGAUUUCAUCCUGACCGAGGGCGACCUCACCUUGACCUACGGGGACAGCACAGUGACUGCGAACGGCUCCUCAGGCUCCCACACGGCCCCCACGAGCGUCGAGGUCAGUCGGAGAACGAAGGGCAGCUCCGAGGAGGUGCUGGAACGAGACCUGGGAAUGGGAGACCAGAAGGUUUCCAGCCGGGGCACCCGCCUGGUGUUUCCCCUGGAGGAUAACGCGUGACUCCCCGCCCCGAGCCCUGAGUGACGGGGUAGGCCCACUGGCGGGGUGAGGAUGGCUGCGAGCUUGAGGUGGGGCCUUGACUGAAUGGAACUAACACUUCUAUUUUAUUGGGGUCUGAAGAUAUCUUCACAUUUAAAUUUUAACCCAAGACGCAGCUGGUGGGGCUGAAGUGUCUCUAAAUCAAGACAGAUGCAGACCUAUUCCCACUUUUUUCACAUAGUAGUGCGCUGUUCAGAGUUAAACAAACAAACUAAUAGCAUGCUUUAAUGCUCUCUUCAUUCAUUCACCUGCAGAUCUGAACAAGGUGUGGCAGGUUGACGAACUCCUGGGGGUUCUUCCCAGGAGAGGCUUCGUAUCCAGACACAGCGAUGCAGGUCUAGCUGGUUGUAGGAAUAGCAAGGGGGGAACAGGCUAGAAAAAGACCGUGAAGGAAGGCAAUUGAGAUUGGACCUCCAAGGAUUGUGAGAGGCUGGUGUUAAACGGGACAGAAAACAUGAAAAAGCAAUUUGAGUGGAGGCUCCCGCAGCUAGGCUGCGUGACUGCACCCUCCCAUCAGGAAUUCCUGCCCUUUUUGGCUACCUGUGUUUCCUCUAGACUGAAGAUUGGAAAAUCUGUCCAUGAACAUUUCAACAUGGGGGAACGAAUUCCAAUUCCUUCUCUGGAAAUCUCCAUAAAGAAGAAGUUACUGAAAUGUUUGAAACCAAAGGCAAAAUAGUGUUAUACUGUUGUUUUUAAUUAAUCUGAGGACAGGAGAAACUGUUUAGAAACUGAUGGUGAUAUCACUGCAAAAAUCAGUCAGUUCUUGAAGGCUCCCAUAUGAGCUGACUGCCUGGAAAACGAUUUAUAGGACUGGAUUCUAUUGUGGGUUUAGAAAUAAGACCACAGUUUGUGGGGUGCAAUUUUGUCUAGGGAAGAGAAGGCAGUAAGAAGCCUAAGAGGGAACAGGCUAGUAUUCAGAGGGAAGAAAUCUCACUGCAAACAAAACUAACUGCAAAGAAAGUACAAGAUAGUAUUCUAAUGACUGAGUAGAAUUCCAAACUUUGAGCUAAUAAAUACAUGAGAUUUCAGUGGCCACAUGGGGAAUCAGAGGCAAGUCAAUGAAAAGUUCAGCAUUAUUCAACUUGAUGGAAGGUUCUGUCUACUAUAGACAGAUUAGGAAUCCAGAUGUCUUGACAUUGAAUGCCAUGUAGAGAAGGGCCAUUUUCUUGGUAUCUGGGGAGGCUUGCACCAGCUUCAUGUGUAAGCGUGGUUUCAAAUUUAGGUUUUUAGUUUGGUUUCUUUGUGGAUGAGCCGCUCCACCUGCCCGCACCUGCAGUAGGUGAAAUACUGAGAGAACUCUUGGAAACCAAGUUUGAGAUUCUCCCCGUGUCUCUAUGCUUCAGUGCUAGUAUAUUUGAAAACCCAGUUUCUAAAAAAUGCUUUCAUAAAAUGUGGCCAUUUUUCUUAUUAUGGCAGACAAAAUAGCGGCCCAGUUCAGUCUAGGACACCCAUAAUGAAGUCAGUCAUUGAAUCUUCUUGACUCGCAUUUUUAAUGGUUAAUCUUUAAAUAAGACAUUACUUGAUACUUUGUUUUUGAAUUGAUAAUUUGUGCAAACCAGGAAAAUUUUAUUAUUAGGUUGAGCCAUAUGAAAUUGCUGACAUUCAACCAUUAAAAAAAAAAUAGAUAUGGCAAUUUCAUAUGGUUCAAUAUAAUAUAAUUGAAUCAUUUUUAUUCCCCUCUUUCCUUCGUAUCUACACUAAAGUCCAUUUUGAUUUUAUGGUCAUCCAUGGGCUUUGUCCUCUUCACUGCAAACAUUUUAUUCUAACCUACUUAAAUAUAAGUAAAUGGAGAUUUGCUAAGACCAAAAGUGAGCUAGGUUUGUAGUUAUGUGGUUGGAUUUUUUAUUCAGUGGAUCAGAGUAAGUCACUGACCCGUGGUCCUAAUUUUUGUUUGCAAGAUGUGGAGAUGAAUCCUGACCUUACCAGGGGUCAUGGGAAGUGAGUCCGCUCAUCAACAUGCUUCCACCUCUCAGAAGCAUCAUGCCUGUGCUGAGUGGCAAAAAAGCAGGGUGCCACGAAGGCCUGAAACCACCUCACUCAAGGCUGAGUAUCUGUUGCCAGUCUGGCAGAAAUCAGAUCGAAACUGCUAAGUAAUGGUGCAUCCAGCUAAAGAAAGUUCCCCUGAGAGAGUAAUCCCAAGUCAUCUUAUAAACAUGUUUGUUCUGGGUUGCGGGGAUGACAGUUCAGUAGUCGAAUGCUCUAGAGCACAGGUUCUCAACCCUGGCUGCACAUUAGGAUUACCUGGCCAGUUUUUUAAAAUAUUGAUGCCAGGGCCCUACCCUCAGAGAUUCAGAUACAGUAGGUUUGGGGUGGGCCCUGGCUGCCAUGCUUUGUUCUGGAGCCUCAAGGAUUCUAAUGCACAGCUAGGGUUGAGAGCCUCUAGUCUAGAACUGGCAGUGGACCCUAUUUGGAACCUUAAAGAAUGGCCUAGCAAAGAACAUUUUAUUUUAGUUGUUAGUCAUGUGGAGCAAACAGUUGUUGAUCAGUUGAUCAGACCGGGCAGCUGUGAGUUUCAUGCUAAUCUUUGCAGAAGUCAAGAAUGUACCUCUUAAAGUACAACCUAAAAUGUCACUUUUGAAAACCUUAGAGCGUGAGAAGGAGAGAUGGGCGACUUGAGUGUAUGUUUGGCGGGGGGGAUUAAAAACCUGUCAUCUUUGCCCCCAUCUGUGGGAAAAAAGGGGUUUUGUCUUAACUGAGCUGCAGACUAAUCAAAUGUGAAGCUUUCUGAGAUGGUAUCUUUGCAGUUUAACCUGAGAUUAUAUUAACAGUCCCCAUUGCAGUCAAGUGAACUUUCUUUCUCUUCACACUUUGCUUGUCCCCAUGCCUGCAUCCACGCUGGACUCCUCAGGAUAAGGAUGGGCCCAUUUAUUGCCUGAGCAGAGGCCCCAUAUUAAGUGGAAAGUUGUGAUCACUUUGCUGUCACGUGGCGGUGGUGUCGGUAGCAGGUAAUUAAGGAGAUGCAAACUUUUGUAUAGCACCGACACAGGAAAGACAAAAGCGCCUGCAAUUCCUUUUCAUACUCUUUUUGGGGACUACAAGGAGAACUGAAGUAAAGAAGGAAAUUUGGAAUUUAAAGAAAUUUUGUAUUUCUUCCUAGGAAACAGGUAUAGGAAGGGCAUAUGUGAUUAAAUGGCCUCUGACCAUCAGGAGUCAGAGUGACCAGAUGAAGCAUUGAUGCCCUGCAGCCCAAAAUCACACUGCGACAUCAAAUGUUUCAUCAAGCAAACAGCAAGGAGCUCUUCAGGCCGUGUUCUCUAGACCUGAAAAUGUCCUUCAUGGUUCUAAAUCUCUUUAGAAAACCUGAAAAAAUGUUAUCUCAGCUAUCCGCGAACAUUUCAGUCUCGGGCAAAGAAGUAAUGGUUCUUUCCAAAACAGAAGUCUGUUUCACGCACACCCCCCCACCCCCCAUCAUAGCUCUCCCUUUCUAUGUCCAGAGUGGAAGUUAACGUUAUCAUGUCAGCUAUUUAAUGUGAACAAAAUGAUUGCUAAAUGUAGAAACACCGCUGAUGCGCUCAGGAGAGGUUGCUGGCAGGGCAAACAAGCAACUCAUCAAAGGGGAAAAUCAUCCGCUUGGAAACCUACCUUGGUACCCAUUGCGAGUUCUAAGAGGUAGAUCAGAAAGCUGAUUUUGCCAUCUGCUGUAAAAUGCAAUCUGGACUGAGAGCAUCUGGAAAGUCAGCUUUCUGAUUCAGUAAGUAUAUGACUCCUUAUUCCACUUCAGAAAUGGGACACUUGACAGGUUUGGUGCCUGCUUUUUGAUGUUGCUUCUGUAGGUGAAUUAGUGUAGGAGCUAGUCUGUCAAAUACAGUAGACUGGUAUCAUUGAAUUCUGAUCCCUUCUGUUGUUUUUUUUAAGUGAGAAUCUGGCUCACCAGUGUCAAUUGCUGCGUUCUGAUACAGUAAAUUGAGGGCAUCUAGUGGCCAAGAGUUAGAGUUUAGAAACGACCCACCUGAAUGCUGCUUUCACCAUGUGGAUACCUCAAAAGACCUUCCCUCGUUCUAAAACCUAAUAAGAACAAUCUACAGAGAAAUAUUCUGGAAACCAAUGCUAGUGUCUAACGAGGAAAAGCAAGUAGGCUCUUUGACAAUCCUUUCAAAACGAGACCUAGAAAGAAACCAUUUUUUUCCAGUUCCAAGUUUCAUAAGCAGAGUUUCUAUAAAUUAACAAACCCAUCUUGUCAACCAGUGCUAGCAGAAAUUGUAAAGAGCAAAACCAAAGUUUUUGAUGUCAGUUUUAUUUUUGUAAGCAGGGUAUAGUCUAACCAUGGCCCACAUGGCGCACACAGGCAGCCAGUUUUCUGCCACAUGAGCCUGGGAAAAGAUGAGAAGGAAGGGCUGCCUGUUCUGCUGCCCUUUGUAAAGGUGUGUAGCAGACAUGAGAGUGCUCGGGAGAGGGAGGGAGAGGUUACCUUCUCAUCCUGAUGGCCACCUUUCCAAAUGGGUCCAUAGAACUGCCACAUGUCAUGGUCAGCUCACCUCUUGGCCAGUGGAAAAUUAUCUGGGCCUGUAUGUGUUGGGGGAACUCAGGUGGAAAAGGACUUGGAAACAGCAUGAAGAACUACAUCUGCUGUCUAAAGCACUUCAAAAAAGUUAAGAUCCCAGUGUUACUGGGUGAGUAUCUAGCUGCAUGGACAUUUGGGGGUUGACUUUAGUUGUGAUUAUUCCAGCUGUGGGCUUUGGAGAAGCAGUGGGAUGAUUUUCAGUCGUGUGGGUGUUAAGUCUAUGGAUUUGGAAUUUGUCACUGAAAUCACUCAUUCCGAAGUAUGACUUCAUGGUAGGGUCACCUCCUAGGUUUUUUAUUUUUUACAUAAAAUACAUCUGGUACUUCUUACUUAGGAAGUUUUACUAUGUCCAUUAAAAUGAUUAAAUGUGAAGGCCACCAAGAUUCAUUUAAUAGCUGAAAAGCAGUUUUUUAAAUAGAAUAGGAUGAAUUUAAUAUGGGCUGAUGUGACCUUCUGGGGAAUUUUUUUUAUAGAGAGCUUACAUACUGUAAUUGGGGAAAUUUUUGUCUUUUACUUCCAUUCAACAGUAGCAAACUGGUGGCUUUAUAAAAUUAACAUAGGAUGUUAUAUAAACAUGUUAUAUAAAAUAAUAUUAAAGUAUGUCUAACUGUGAAAAAGUGAAGACUUGGAGUUAUCAGCAACCUUUAUGUGCAAUAAGAAAAACUGGAGUUAGGCCCCCAAAGUGCUCCCUUUCCCUAGCAUUUUACUUAAUGUUUGCCUUUGUGUAUAUGUUUAGAUUGAUAUUAUAAAGCUAGCUACAUGUUUUCCUGCCCUUUACUGAUAUUUAACACAUUUUUCUCAAAGCUUUUUUUUUUUUUAACAAAACUCAAAAUAAAAAGAUUAACUGGGUGAGCUCAUCUUGUUUUGUAUUUUUAAAACUAUUGUCCGUUAGUAGAAGAAUGCAGUAUGAUCCUGUUCUUAGUCUGUUUCUUUCCCUCACAGAGAGGUUCUGUUCUGGGGGGAAGCUGUUCCUCGCCAACUUCAUUUAGAACAGAGAUUGACAAAUUACGGCAGCCCCUGGACCAAAUCCAGCCUACUACUUGUUUUUGUAAAUAAAGUUUUAUUGGCACACACU
Molecule: messenger RNA, 7864 nt
Organism: Balaenoptera ricei (Rice's whale)
Lineage: Eukaryota; Metazoa; Chordata; Mammalia; Artiodactyla; Balaenopteridae
Gene: SLC9A7
Product: solute carrier family 9 member A7
Exons: 17
Coding region: 66-2249 (727 amino acids)
Biological process (GO): proton transmembrane transport; regulation of pH; sodium ion transport
Cellular component (GO): membrane; recycling endosome
Molecular function (GO): sodium:proton antiporter activity
Source: RefSeq, a predicted model, not a curated record